UUUUCCUUUAUUUUUUCCGCCGUUGCACAGCUUCCCUGUGUGUACCUCCCCAAACCCCACUUCAUUCCGAUCCAUUCCUCAUACUAAUAUUUAAUCUUUGUUUUUACUGUUAUCCUUCCGGAUUUCUACCUACAUGUUCAUAAUGAUGUGCGUUUGAUUUUUAUUUUUUACUUUUGCCUUUUUCAAUGUUGAAUACCCCAACUCAGUUUCUUCUGAAAUCCGAAUUUUUUGUGGAAAGCUUCUUCUUGAUCUGAUUUCAUUCACCCUCAUAUCCUUGAGAAAACCGGUAUCCAACACUGACCUGCGGAAGGUGUUCAAUUUUAUUUGGCUUGGGGAUCUGAUGCUGUAUUUUCUAUCACUUGUAUUGAGCUUGGUGCAACUUUGACACAACUGCUCACUGGAGUUGUCAAUAUUUGAUAUUAUCCACUUAUGGAGGAAGACAAGAAGAAGAAGAAAAACAAGAAGAAGAAGAAUAAGCAGGCUACUAAACCGACAGAAAAUGUCACACUUGAUGCCAGGGAAUCAGCGUCUGGUAGUCAAGGCCAUGUUUCAUACAUAGGCCAAGAGAACGGUCAAGUUUCACGGACUAUAGAAAAUGAUACUGGAGGGCACAUAGUUGUAGAUAGGGAUGAGCAUCUUGCUAAUGGACUUGAAGGAACAAAUUUGGCCAAAGCCGAGAAACAGUCUUGGCUGGACAAAGAAGCUAGCUUUCAAGAAAAAAUUAAAGAACUGCAAGCAGAAAAGAAUGCACAGACAAAGAAAGAGGCUCUCCUUAAGGAAAAAAUCAACCAGUUGCUGAAUGAAAAGGAUGAAAAUUCACAAAAAGAGGCAAGUCAAAAAGAAGAAAUCAAACAAUUACAUAUUGAAAAGAAUGCAUCAAUGCAGAACGAGGCUAGCCUAAAGGGGAAAAUUAUUCAAUUGGAAAAGGAAAAAAACAUAAUAAUCCAAAAAGAGGGUUGUCGAGAACAGAAAAUUCAACGAUUGCAAAGGGAAAUGGAUGCUCACCUGCAGAAAGAGGCUAGCCUGGAGAUGAAAAUUCUACAACUGGAGGAUGAAAAGAAUUCGUGGGUCCAGAAAGAGGCUGGCCUUGAGGAGAAAAUUGAUCGGUUGGUAGAAGAAGCUGCAUUUUUGAAUUUGAAAGGGGUGAGCUUACAAGAAAAGCUAAGACGGCUGGAAAAAGAAAGAGAUUCCUUGAUCCUGAAAGAGAACUCGGCCAAGGAAUCAAUUACCAGGCUGACCAGUGAUAACACUAAUUUACAAGCUCAGGUGACUGAGCUGGAGCUAUCAAGGGAGGGUCUCUUAAAAGAAAAGCAACAGUUGACUGAAAUUGUUUCCAGUCUAAAGUUAGAGAUCAACAAUCUUAAGAAUGCUGCUGGUUUUCCUCAGUCCUCUGAGAACAACAAAGCAACUUGUGAAGAUGGGGGCGUGAACUACCAGAUAGAAGCUGCACGCGCACUAGUUGAGAAACUGAUAUCAGAAAAUUCAGAGCUUGUUGUAAAGGUGAAUGAGUUGUAUGCUGAGCUUGACCGAAGUGGUGCAAGAACAGAAUAUGUUUUCUCUACUGGCUCUGUUCCAGGGGCUCAGUCUGCUGAUAUUGCUGGCGGCUCAGUUCUUAAGCCUGAUUGGGCAGUUGGAGCUGAUGAUAGGCACAGAACAGCUCAGGUUACUGAUUCUAUAUAUGAUGCUACUCAGAUGAUGCCUUUCUCUGGCAGCAACCAAUCUUUGGAAGAUAUCAUGAUUGAAGAUCAGAGGAACAGCAAGCAUGUGAAUCAGAAUGGUGACAGUGAACUUGCAAAAUUUGUAGAAAUAUCAGAGGCUGAUGAAAUUGUGCAAAUUCCAUUAGAUGAGAAUGAAGUUAGGGAAACAAAUAUAGAAGUGGCUCAACUUGAUGAGGAGAUUGAUGUUCCGCUCACUGAUGCUCCAUUGAUUGGUGCUCCAUUCCGUUUAAUAUCAUUUGUUGCUAGGUAUGUCAGUGGAGCUGAUUUAGUCAAUAGGAGCACUUGAAAUUCAGGCUACUGAAACCCACCUCUGGCUUAUAACACUACUGUUUAGAAGACGAAGCCUCUGACACCACAGAUCCGGCAAGGCGUGGACCUAAAUAGGAUCUUGUGCAUUUUUUUAGUCGAUAGAUACCUCCACAACAGUGUCCAAGAAAAUAUGGCUCUGUUUAUACAGCAUCUUUACUUGCUAUUUUGCAGAUGUUUUAAAGGAUGGGUAUAAACAGAUGAAUUUACUGUUUUAUUGUAUGUUAAUUAUCAUA
This is a messenger RNA of Sesamum indicum (sesame), 2260 nucleotides long. RefSeq names its product Mitochondrial ATP synthase D chain-related protein. Lineage: Eukaryota; Viridiplantae; Streptophyta; Magnoliopsida; Lamiales; Pedaliaceae. The record is from RefSeq and is a predicted model, not a curated record.